This is a messenger RNA of Thlaspi arvense, 1924 nucleotides long. The record is from the annotation of a GenBank genome assembly. NCBI's taxonomy places the organism in Eukaryota, Viridiplantae, Streptophyta, Magnoliopsida, Brassicales, Brassicaceae.
AACAAAACGACCGUGUUUAAAGUUUACAAUAACAGAAACGAAUUUAGAAGAAAAGAAACAGAGGGAUUCUACUGGAGAAGAAAAAUCCUCGGAAACCUUAGUCUGAUCUUCGUCUCGAUUUGGGGAAGAAACUCGGAAACCGACUGUGGUCGCCCGGAUUUUGUUAUUACAGAGAGAAAUGGCGUUGAGGCAGAAGUUAGGAUGGUCAGAAGGAGAUUUGAUGAGAUCAGACGCAAAGCCAUGUUCAAGGCUGAUGAGACAAACUGCUGCCAUUUUCACUGUUGGCGGAGCUCUUGGUUUCUGGGUUCUCUGCAGACUUCACUAUGGACCGAGGAUUACAGUGCCAAGGAGCCUGCGAUGGGCUGGGUGUGGAGCUGUGUCCAUGAGUACAUCAACUGCAACGCUUGUCCGUCUCUUUAGCCCUGAAUGUGAACCCCAAAACAUUGCUGCAUACGACCUCCCCAAAACCCCUCAAGCUUCACUCCCUUAAAACCCAUCACGUUUCUGACUUUAUCUUUUAUGUGUAUGAGAGCCUCAACCUUUGAGUACAUUCUUUUCACUACAUGAACUUUAAGUAACUAUUGAUAAUACUAUUGUAUCUGUUUUAUUUUUCAUCUGAAUCAAUCAUGCAGAUGCAAUAGUGACAUUUUCUAAAAACUCUGCAUCGUCUAGUAGAUUCACUAGUACAUUAGGCCAUAGCGUCGCCUGAACAUCGAUACUUCCUUCUUCGAUCCCUGGAAAUAGCACAAGCUUGCCGCUGAUACUAUUGCCCGGUCCAGCUCGAACUGCAAGCGGUUUCCCCCAACCGAAAUCGUUGUUGUACACUUCGAACCGAGGAGAGCUUGCGACGACUAUGGUAUCACCAUCCAUUUUACUUCCUAGGCCUGAUUUCAGAAUCUUUACAUUCCUAACCCAAUCCUCUGCAAAAGUUUUAAGCUUUUCAUUCGUUUGCGAUCUCACUAAUUCAUUUAUUCGAAGAGCAGCCCACCCUAGGCCACGAUCCAGCAGCUCUUCCACGGUUGCUCUAGCUGGUGAAAGAUAGAUCAUAUUCCCAAAACACUCUUUCUCAAGCGGAGGAUUCAGCCUGUGUCUCAAGUCCACUGCGACUUCACAAUGCGUCUCUCCUUCUCGGCUCAAGCCACUGUGUCUGAUGAUUGAUCGCCACAUAUGCGCCGUAACCACUUGAAGAGAUGAGAGUUUUAGGUCACUGGAGCCAACCUCACCGUAGGCUUUAGCUUUGAGAUCUGAGAUGUUUUUCUUUGUGAAGUGAAAAACCUGAUCUUUUGUAGCGGGCACGGCAGAAAGUUCACGGCUUGGUGGUGGCGGCCUCUCCGCCUCGGUGACUUGUAAAGCAAGCAAGGGCUCAGAGACACCAUCGCAACUCUUGAAAUCUUUGGCGGGAAAGAAGUGCUCAAUGAAAUCUUGAACAGAACGACGAGGUUCAAGAAAAUCACUCACCGAGACAGAUUUGGCUUCGGCGUGGUGAAACCCAGCGCCGGAGCCAUCGCAGUCUAUGGAAAACGACACCGUGUUGUCUUUUUGAUUCUCUACUUUGACAAGACGACCCGCGAAAGGGAAGAAGAUCUCUAAGGCAGUCGAGAGAGGGGACUUUAGUCGAGAGAUGAGAUUGAAAUCUGGAUCGGGUUUGAGAAAGAGAAGACCUCUUUGAGUAUAAUCGAUAUGAAGGGUAGUGAGAUCAAAUGGAGUAAGAUGGAUCUUUGCUCGACCCAAAGGGCUAGUGUUUACGGGUCGAACAAUGCUCGAUGAGAUCAAAACUACUACUCCUGCCAUUUUUUUUCGUCGCUAUUGUGUGAAGGAGAAGUAAGACUCGGCCUCUCUAAAAUACUACCCACAUACCAAUUAGAAGAAAGCAAAUCCUAUCCUAAUUACCUAAGGAAAAUGAUUUGGGGUUUCUUAAUCUUUG